GUACUUGACAUAUCACUGUCCUGUUGAGUACCAGUCGAAUCUAUUUAUGCAGAGAGGCCGUUAAAGACUUGUUGGUAUUGUGGAAUUUGGUUUUAACAGUACAUUUCUGCAUGCUGUGCGUGUUUGAAUGCUAUUUUAUUUCCUUGAGUGGGAAUGCAAUUUUGUUGCACUUUGUUGAUUUUGACUACUAUGUGCCCUGCAUUUCCGCUGAUGUAAAAAAAAACAAACUGGAGUGUCAACAUCUCUGUUGACAAAACUACCAGCACACCCGCCAGCCUAGUGAAGAUAAGCGGUACAGAGAAUGGAUGGAUGGUUACUUGACCCUAUUCAGCCACACGAUGAAACGUCAAGUCGCUUUGAUGCAGUGCACCAGAGUACUAAAUAUAUUUUUUAUACCAAUGUGUAAUCAAAAAUCUGCUCUAUAUAUAGCCAUCAUUGUUGCAUUAGCACAAGUAACUUUGCCAAAAGGCCAUCUCAUGAAGUGUCCAGUGGGUGUUACUUUUACAAUUGGCAAUUAGGGUACCUCACAGUCGCACGGUUGCCAUGGUAACAUGUUUUGCGUCUUGGAAGAAAUCAUGUCCCCGCGCUGAUAAAGGUGACAUAUAUAUGGGGUUUGUUCUUGCUCUGUCUUGUUUCCAGCGACAGGAGACGUUUGAACAGAUGCCCCUGAACUACACUUCGGCGAACCGGACCAACUCUUUGUUCGCGUCCAAGCUGAGCGCCGCUGCUGACAUUUGCGUGGGACUUGCCAUCCUCUCCGUGGUGUUGCUGUCAAUAAUGGGCAACGGCAUGGUUCUGGUGAUCUGCUAUCGCCGCCGCAAGAAGAUGGUGGGCUCCGAGCUGCUGUGCGUCAACCUGGCUGUGGUGGACUUUCUGUGCUGCAUCUGCUUCUACCCGCUCUCCAUCCUGUCAUCCUUCCACCAUGCGUGGCUGGGGGAAAACGCCACGUGCAUCUACUAUGGCCUGGGCUGCUACAUCUUUGGCCUGUGCGGCAUGUUCACCAUCGCCGCCAUCAGCAUCAUCCGCUACUUAAAGACAUGCUACAGCUUGGUUUAUGCUGUGUGGCUGGAGAGCGCCAAUAUCAGGUUGGUGUGCUGUGUUAUCUGGCUGGUGGCUGCAGUGUGGUCCAGCUUCCCUCUCUUUGGUUGGGGCGAGUAUGUCCCUGAGCCCUACGGACUGUCCUGCACCGUCGCCUGGCGAGGCUACCACACCUCAGCCAAGGACGCCUUCUAUGUCAUCUGCUCCUUCGUGUGCUUUACGCUACUUCCUGUCCUGCUCAUCGUGAUGUCCCAUUGCCAGAUCCUCUACAAGGUGUCCCGCUUCUCCUAUUCGCUGUCGGCGCGAGGCAUCCAUAACAACCUGCGGCAUGCUGAAAAACGAUUGUCUAUGAUGUUUUUCUGUAUAAGUCUUGGCUUUAUCAUUGCCUGGACGCCAUACGCCGUCGUUUCCUUCCUUUUCAUAUUUCACAAGGAGAACCAGUACAUGGCUCCAGGGGGCUUCGUUUUCCCCGCCCUCUUUGCCAAAAGUUCCCACAUCUACAACCCCUUCAUUUACUUCUACUUCAACAAGACAUUCCAGAAGGAGCUCCAGUCCCUGUUGGUCUCUUUCUGUCCCAAAAUGGGAGGAAAUCGGGUGGGCGUCCAGGUCGCUCCGAGCCACCUGGCUCCCGAGCCCAUCUAUAUCCAGCUCCAGGAGAGAGGUUACAUCCGCGAGGCGUUUGUUUUAUCUAAGGAUCAGACACGGAGCAAGAGCAAGAGCAAGAGCAAGAGCAAGAGCACAGGCAAAGGAUCUGAAGGUACCAGCAGUGACCAUGUGCAAGCAAGACUGCUGAACACUUGCUGGGGGUCCUCACCAAUGAACGCCCAAAUCAUCUUGAAAAAGCAAACUACCAGCAAUUCUUUGCCAGCCUCUGUCAGCUCUCUUUAGACAAGGCUACGGCCCAGCUCAUUAUUAUUAUCAUUAUUAUUAGCGCCAUUGAAUUGUAUAGAG
Phycodurus eques (leafy seadragon) is the source of this 1989-nucleotide messenger RNA. RefSeq names its product opsin 8, group member c (gene opn8c). The record is from RefSeq and is a predicted model, not a curated record. NCBI's taxonomy places the organism in Eukaryota, Metazoa, Chordata, Actinopteri, Syngnathiformes, Syngnathidae. Bases 544 to 1926 code for a protein of 460 amino acids. The transcript is spliced from 4 exons. Gene Ontology annotation, cellular component: membrane. Gene Ontology annotation, biological process: G protein-coupled receptor signaling pathway. Gene Ontology annotation, molecular function: G protein-coupled receptor activity.